Messenger RNA from Folsomia candida, 815 nucleotides. RefSeq lists its product as uncharacterized. The transcript has 3 exons. Bases 200 to 616 code for a protein of 138 amino acids. The record is from RefSeq and is a predicted model, not a curated record. Lineage: Eukaryota; Metazoa; Arthropoda; Collembola; Entomobryomorpha; Isotomidae.
UCGCACGGUGUGGUGGUGCUGCCUGUCCGCCAGACUCAAUCUCACCCUCAUUGGAAACGGACUUUCACUCACAAAGCUCAAAACUUAUUUACAAUCUUCAAUUAAAAUUUGUCUCGUAAUUUCCCAAAUUAAUUUCACGACCCUCCAAUUUCCUCCUGAAUUUCUCUCAGUUUCCAUUUUUUCCUCCCAUCCCAUCAUUAUGCCGAUCUGCAUAUUGACGUGUGAAGCUCGCAGCGGCUAUCCUAAUUCCUGGCACAUCUCGAUUUUAGGUUUAGAUGUCGAGCUUGCAAGCGAAAUGAGGUCACGCCAUACCGAACUUAACCCCGGAUCAGGGUCAGCCGUGGACACUUGUAUUGUUCAUUAUAAGCGAGAUCUGCCCACCAGCCCUGAAUUGGUCGUACACAAUGGCGUCAGGGACACAUUUAGGGCCAUGAGCAAUAGGCCGGAAGCGAUUUUGAAGUUGGCUGCCAAAUAUAUCAACAGCUUGGAAAGUUUACAUUAUAAGCUGAAGAGCACCACGGCCGAUGUCUCCGAAGGAAAGAGCAAGUGGACCUUUACUUUGCGAAGUCCGCCGAGUAAAAGUCCAAGUUCGAAGUGGAAACAAUGUAUUAAAUGAAGUAAUCAUUGCACCAUUUUUUGAUCGCGAUGUUUCAUAAUCACUUGAAAAAUGAUUGCUGCUAUUCGUGAAUAGUUAAUUUGUCUAUCGCAAAGAGCAUGCGCAAGUUAUUGUAUGUAUAUUUUUCUAUCCCAUUAAUUUUUUUGGGGAAUAAUAUUAAAAUAAAAUGAGGCAUUUGCCUCUUUAAUAUUGCAAAAUG